Messenger RNA from Oryzias melastigma (Indian medaka), 5249 nucleotides. RefSeq names its product syntaxin 19 (gene stx19). Gene Ontology annotation, cellular component: endomembrane system; plasma membrane; synaptic vesicle. Gene Ontology annotation, biological process: synaptic vesicle fusion to presynaptic active zone membrane; exocytosis; intracellular protein transport. Gene Ontology annotation, molecular function: SNARE binding; SNAP receptor activity. The record is from RefSeq and is a predicted model, not a curated record. Lineage: Eukaryota; Metazoa; Chordata; Actinopteri; Beloniformes; Adrianichthyidae. Bases 1006 to 1917 code for a protein of 303 amino acids. The transcript has 4 exons.
UAAUGUAAGACUUUUUAAUGUCUCUGUGAAAAUAAGAAAAAUAUCCCGAAGUUCAGGAGGUCCAAUCAGUGGUUUAGUGGUUCUCUGUUCCCGGCCCUCGUCCCAGGAGCUGGUGUAGUGAUCUUGAUCACUCCAGGUCCAUGACCCUGCGACAGACUGUCCAGGGUUUACAUGUCUUCACCCAACAGUAUCUACGACGGGCUCUGGAAACCCCGUUGCCCCGAAAGGGAUGCGGCAGGUUAAGAAAAUGGACGGAAGUUUAGGAGGAGAACCGUCAGACCACGUCACUAUACUGGAUGUGUGUUCUACCCGCUGUCACUGAAAACAUCAUGCGCCCGAAGUUGAGUCCCUGAUUGGUUGAAAUGUCAGGCCAUUCUCUCCAAAGUUUAAAAAUGUAAGAUCUGGCAGCUCAAAUCGUGCUGCUGCCAGACUUUCGCGCUUGCCACUCAAAUCUUACCGUAGGAUCUCAGGUCGCGUCCCUACCAUUGACUUAACAUUGAAACUGCUGCGUGAAUCAUGUUCGGUGUAAACGCAGACUAAGACAUUAAGUAAAGCACACAUGCAGUUCAUAUUAUUGUGUUUGUGAUAAAAUGUGGACACAUUUUUCAGUUAAAAGUCUUAAUUUAUUUAUUUUUUUGUAAAAUUAUGGGGUCAUUUUUCUUCUUAGGUUGGUGGCACUCAUUGCUUUAUUUGAUGCAUUUUUUUGCGCAUAAUUAUUUGUUAUCUACUUUUUUUUUUUUGGUUAAUGCUUGUCUGCCUUUUAAUUCCAGAUGUCAUGAGGUAAAAUGUGCAUGACAAUGAUGUGAAUCUUAAAUGUGCAAAAACAGGAGUAUUUUAUUUUUGUAUAUUUUAAUAUUAUUAUAUGAUGUCAAAAUAUUGUGAUAAUAUAACAAAAAAGGUUGGUGCUCUGCGUUAAGUUUUUUUUUUUUUUUUUUCCUGUUGUUUCAUUUUGGCAGGACGAGUACACACAAUAACUUUGUGUCCUGAAGGGAAGACACUCUCAGGAUGAGGGACAGAUUACAGGAGCUGCAGCACAGGGCCCAGGAGUUUUCUGAGGCGGCAAAUGACCACAGCAAUCAUUUUUCAGAGGAGGAGGAUGGCGGUGAGGACUCUGUGGUAGUGGGAGGCAUAACCCCACAGGCUGUGGUGUUUGAGGCAGAGCCAAUCAUUGAAAGUUUCCUGACAGAGGCUCAGCAAAUCCGCAAUGACAUCUCAGCGCUUGAAACAGAGGUGCUGAAAUUCACUCAAGAGCAAAAGACCUUGGUGGCAACCAUGCGUCGGUUUAGUGUGAUGAAGAAAGAGAGCAGCAUAACGCGAGACAUCAAGAUCCAGGCUGAAAGCAUCCACCGCCGCUUGGACGCCAUCUCAAAACAGGCCCAACGAACGGAGGAGCAGCAAGGAAAGGCGGCUGCAGCCACCAGAAUACAACACGCUCAGCAUACGGCUCUGUACAGCAAAUUCAAGCAGGUCAUGCGCCAGUAUAAUGAAGGUCUGCUGAGCAAGCAGGAGCGCUGUAAGUACUUCAUUAUGCGGCAGCUGGAUGUAUUGGGAAAGGAUGUUAAGGAGGAGGAGGUGGAUGAGAUGGUGGCCACGGGAAAAUGGGAGGUCUUCAAUGAGAAUCUGCUGAAUGACGCCAGAAUCACACGCUCCCAAUUAUCCGAGAUCGAACAGCGACACAAGGAGUUGUUAAGCCUGGAGAACAACAUGAAGGAGCUCCGAGACCUCUUCAUGGACAUCUUCAUGUUGGUGGAAGAACAAGGGGCUGCCAUUGAGCACAUCCAAACCAAUGUUGAGAGGACACAGGAUUAUGUAAUCGUCACUAAAGAGAAGUUCAAACUGGCAGCCAGGUAUAAGAAGAAGAACCCAUGCAGGCAGCUGUGCUGCUGCUGUUGCCCUCCAUGGAGAUGCUGUUUGUGACGCUUGAGCCUCAUGCUCCACGUUAGACUGUUGAACAGAGCAACGGGUGAGGAGAGACUCAGCCGAGCAUUGAAAACAAUUAGAGGCAAGAAUUGGUAUGGGAAGCACUUGUUUCUUUCAAGAGGGUGUGAAGCGUGUGAUAAUGAAGGAGAUGGUUCAGAGAAAGCGCCCCGGCAACACGGUUGCUUAUUGGAGUCCUUCACUUGCAGCUGACAGAGGUCACAAACAAGGAGAGGCCACUGACCCUGCUGCAUCAGCGAGACCCAUCUUUCACCAUCUCCCACAAAAGAGGCUCAUUUUUCUUUUUUUCACGUUUUUUUCCUGUCACAGGAACUCCAAUUAACGAGAGUGGAAUUUUUCCACAUUAAAUGCACUUUAAGAUUUUCACUCUCUAAAAAAAAUUAUGAUUUUAAUGGAUGAUCUAUUCUAAAGAUGCAAAGAAAAUUAGUUUGUGUAAUUAUUAAUUCAGCAUUUUAAAGUUUGUGGCCUAUUUUUUCCAAAAAUGAUUGCUUUUUAUUAAUUUUAAAGUAUAAAAAAUAAGUGAGAACAUUUGAUCAAAAAUAUUUAAAAACAAAACUGCAAAUAUAUUUUUCCAAAAAUGAAUCUCAAAGUUCAGAGAAAAAAUACCUUUAAUUAACAUAAUUUUACUAGAAUCCCUAUCUGAAGGAGGGAUCUAUCCAUAUUUUUGUCCUAAAUAUUCAAGAAAUGUGUUGGAGAGUUGUACAAAGUAGUUUUCAAAAACUGUUUUUAUCUGACCUCAUAAACUUUAAAACAAUUCAACCUCUUUUGAUUUCUUUGAGCUUUUUUAACAAUCUAAUGUCUGGGUUUGGAUAAAGUUCCCUGCUGUUGAACGCUAAUAACACGAAUGUCACUCUAAGGGGAAGUGGUUCCUUGUAAUCUGUUACCCCCAUCAAGAGUGACUCCGAUUUCCUGGUGACCCGCGGUGUCGAGUGUCCACAGGAAAAUACAGGUGAAGUGGGUGUGCUGCGGACAGACUGGAAAAUCUGGUUUGUAUGGAACUCCCGGAUCCCUGGGAGACAUCAGGAAUAGUUUGUAACCGGAUCUAUUUAAGUGUACCAGAGGAUUAAAAGAUCUACGUUGUUGAGGUAGCUCUUAGUUUAAUGAAAAUAAAACUCAAUUUGAACAAAGUGAGAAAAUAAACGUUCACUUGUGUAUCAAAAAAAAUAUAUAAUUUGCACAUGAACAAGUUAGUUUAAUAAUCUUCUUUAGACCAUAACUAAUACAAGAGUUUUAAUCAUUUAUUUACCUUUAUUUUUGUUUAUAUUUUGUCAUCCUGUAUCUGAAGAGUUGAACAGGAUGUGAUGCGGGACUGAAGCACUUUUUUCUUCCUCCAACUCUAUGAUAAUAAAUCAAAAAAAAAAAAAAAAUAUGAACACAACAAUUAUUAAAUGUUCUCACGUGGAUAUUAAUAAACCGCAGAAUGUCACCUAAUGUGAUCCAUCUCCCAAGAGAAAGAAAGUCAAGACAAAUCAAAUUGCUUUAAAUGUGGGAUUCCUAAACAGCAAUGAUGCCAUCCAGUGUUCACGGAAAUAAUUGCUGCUGAGGGAAUAAAUGAGUUGACAGCUGAUGUGACCGGACAGGCGGUCACAUAGAUUUUGAUGAAUAUAUAUUUUAGCUGGCUAAAAUAAAAAUAAAAACCUCCACUUGUGAAAGUGCAACAUUUUUUUUAUAUUUUUUUCUUAUUUCAUAGAUAAGAUGGAUUCACUCAGAAUCAUUUAAACUCACCAAAUGUUCUCCUGAUGAUGUCUGCAGGGUACCACAGUACAAAGUCAACCUUAGUUUCCUUUUCUCUGCUUUUCUUCCUGAACUUUGUUAGACUUUCCCAGUGCAACUAAAGUUUUCAAGUGUUCAGAAGCUCUGCAAAACUUUGUUUCCCCAUCAGUGAGCUUACUAUCCAAUAUUUCAUCUAAAAGCACACAGUUUUUUCAUGUUUUUUUUAGCUUCCAGCUAUACAAGUGCAGUUUUUCCUCAGCUUACACUAUCAUCUUUGUGUGCAUUCCCAUCUGUUCUUUAAAGUAAAAAAAAAAAAAACAUAUUCUAGCAUUUUAAAACAGAGAGAAAAAUAAAGAGAAUUGUUUAGAAAUGUGGCUUUUAAUGAAAAAAAAGUAACUUCCUGCUUAAAUCCUGCACCUGCAACGUAUUCCUUAUAAAUGCCUGAAUCUUUCCACUUUCCAAGCAGCUAGAAAUGAUUCAUGGUCAACAUGGACUAUGGAAACACAUGAGCUUUUCCAGAUCUGAUGGAGCAGCGCCGAUGUGUGUUUGUCACCUUUCGCAGAACAUCUUUUUUCUAUCUGAUCUGUCAAUCACAGCGUGGAUCCCAAAGACUUUCUUCAAACGCCUGGUGAACAUCAAAGCCGCUCUCCGGUAAGUAACACCAGCUGUGGUCAUAGAGAGCUGACAUUACUUUAUAGGCUGGUUUUAUCACAUCCAUCAAAACGUGAACCCAGACAUAUCAGGAGAGUCAGAAAAUACGAGUCACAAAGCAACUAUGCAGUGAGUUUGGCAGGAGUAGCUGAAAGUCACUAAAUCGAUACAAUAGAUAUGUGGGUUUAGGAUGUGACAACUUCAGCGUUGGCUUUAAAAAAGGGACUGAGGGAUUAUGGUUGGGAUUGGGGUCAAAAAUAUUUAUUUUAGCAAAAAAUAAGAAAUCAUUUUGUCUUUCUAGGGAAACCUACCUAAAAUACUUCAAUGCAGGUGCGGAGCUAAUAUAUAAUAUAAGGGGGGGCAUGACAAAUGAAUUAUGUGGUGCCCCAUAUUUUGUUAAAAAUAUUGUUUUUGUUAUUUUGAAAGGCUUAAUGAAGUAUUAAUGAUUUCCUAAUUGUUGUUGACUCAACAGUUGGGGGGCAAAGCUUUUUGCUAAGAGGGACACCAGGUACCCCCACUUUUACCCCCUUUUAGCUCCGCCCACGCUUUUAUGCUAACAAUUUUCCUCCUUUUGUCUGUUUUUUAAGUUUUCAUGGAUUUUAUUUUUGCUAAAGUUUGUUUACCCCCUCUACAAAGAAAUUAAGUUUUAAAGACAGACAUUUUUUAUUAAAAGAAUUGUAUAAAUACUGGGAUGUUCCGUUUCCUUUUAUGCCAUUUUUUUUCCAUUUGUAGAAAAAUUUGAUUUUACUUGCAGAGUAGGUGAAUAAAAAAAAUAUAUAUAGGUCUUUUAAAAACAUAUAUUACAAUAAAUAUUCUAUUUGGAAAAAAAAAAAAUAAUUAAGAGCUGUACAGUAGGGCAUUGGUUACCCCCCACGGUCCAAAAACAUGCGUCAUAGGUUAAUUAUUGUCUUUAAUUUGCAACAUACCAGUAACUUGUUCAGGGUGUA